UUUAUUUUUUAUUUUUUUCGCGUUUCUGAAGCCCAAACGAGGCCGGGCUGUGUGUAGUAAAGCUGUGGGGAUGACUUUGGAGUCGAUGAUGGCCUGCUGCCUGAGCGAAGAGGCCAAGGAGUCGAAACGAAUCAACGCCGAAAUCGAAAGGCAACUGCGUCGGGACAAACGCGACGCGAGACGGGAGUUGAAGCUGCUCCUGCUAGGCACGGGUGAGAGCGGCAAGAGUACUUUCAUCAAACAGAUGCGUAUCAUCCAUGGCACCGGAUACACAGACGAGGACAAACGCGGAUUCACCAAACUGGUGUACCAGAACAUCUUCACCUCCAUGCAGUCCAUGAUCCGCGCCACUGAGACCCUGAAAAUUGGCUUCAAGUAUGAGCAGAACAAGGCAAACGCCAUGCUGGUGAAGGAAGUGGACAUUGAGAAGGUGUCGUCAUUCGACCAGCCCUACGUUAAUGCCAUUAAGAUGCUGUGGACAGAUCCAGGCAUUCAAGAAGCCUACGACAGACGCCGAGAGUAUCAGCUGUCAGACUCCACCAAAUACUAUCUAUCUGAUCUGGAUCGUAUCGCCGAGCCCUCCUACCUUCCCACCCAGCAGGAUGUUCUGAGGGUUCGAAUCCCGACCACAGGGAUAAUUGAAUACCCAUUCGACCUUCAAAGCAUCAUUUUCAGGAUGGUUGAUGUAGGGGGUCAGAGGUCAGAGCGCAGGAAGUGGAUCCACUGUUUUGAGAAUGUGACGUCCAUCAUGUUCCUGGUGGCUCUGAGCGAGUACGAUCAGGUUCUGGUUGAAUCGGACAAUGAGAAUCGUAUGGAGGAGAGCAAGGCUCUGUUCAGGACGAUAAUCACAUAUCCAUGGUUCCAAAACUCUUCUGUCAUCCUCUUCCUAAACAAGAAGGAUCUGCUGGAGGAGAAGAUCACCUACUCCCACCUGGUCGACUAUUUCCCAGAAUUCGACGGGCCCCAAAGAGAUGCCCAGGCUGCACGAGAGUUCAUCCUGAAGAUGUUUGUGGAUCUGAACCCCGACAGUGACAAGAUCAUCUACUCUCAUUUCACCUGUGCCACUGACACGGAGAACAUCCGCUUUGUGUUUGCAGCGGUGAAAGACACCAUCCUGCAACUAAACCUGAAGGAAUACAACCUGGUGUGAGAUGUGACGAGUCCGACACAUGAAUCAGUAUAGAACAGGCACCUACAGAGCGUGCGCACACCUAUGUCCACACACCACACACACAUGCAUCAUGCACACUUUCAGAAACACACGGUUCUUGUGAUUUCUCUUUCCCAGCUUCCAGAGUUUUCUCUUUCUGUCCAGCGGAAUAAUAACGGACAUGUCCUGCUCAUCGUUUGUUUUUUAUUUGUUUGCCAAAGUCUAUCCGCUCAUCCCUGGCAGCUCUCGUCAAAGGCCUCUUUCCCUUUUAUCAAAUUUGACCACCAAAAAAGAAAAAAAGUGGCUCGGAUUUGACAAAGGGCGUUAGACUCCUAUUAGCCACUUCAGCGUUCACAUAUUUCAUGGAGAUGUUGGAUUGACGGAGCUACGAUGAGAAUGACCUGUGAUACGCUGGCCUGAAAAACUGGAAGUGACGUUCCUUUUCCUGUACUAUCACUCGCUCCAAUCACAUCAUCUGCUCUAAGCGUUUCUCUGGAAUUCCGCCUGGAUGAAUGGAAAAAUGGGUUUUCACAGCCCUGCAAAAAGACCAAAAAAAUUAAUAAAUCACAACAUAUUUA
Carassius carassius (crucian carp) is the source of this 1728-nucleotide messenger RNA. RefSeq names its product guanine nucleotide-binding protein G(q) subunit alpha-like. The record is from RefSeq and is a predicted model, not a curated record. The transcript is spliced from 7 exons. Gene Ontology annotation, cellular component: heterotrimeric G-protein complex. NCBI's taxonomy places the organism in Eukaryota, Metazoa, Chordata, Actinopteri, Cypriniformes, Cyprinidae. The coding region runs from base 71 to 1150 and encodes 359 amino acids. Gene Ontology annotation, biological process: action potential; adenylate cyclase-modulating G protein-coupled receptor signaling pathway; phospholipase C-activating dopamine receptor signaling pathway. Gene Ontology annotation, molecular function: GTPase activity; G-protein beta/gamma-subunit complex binding; G protein-coupled receptor binding.